Messenger RNA from Galeopterus variegatus (Sunda flying lemur), 4905 nucleotides. It is a transcript of the gene ZNF831, whose product is annotated as zinc finger protein 831. NCBI's taxonomy places the organism in Eukaryota, Metazoa, Chordata, Mammalia, Dermoptera, Cynocephalidae. The transcript is spliced from 5 exons. The record is from RefSeq and is a predicted model, not a curated record. The coding region runs from base 1 to 4905 and encodes 1634 amino acids.
AUGGAGGUUCCGGAACCCACCUGCCCUGCCUUGCCUGCCAGGGACCAGCCAGCUCCCACUUCUGGCCCCCCAGGACCCUCAGGUGGGCAGACUUCACCUCACCUGACCCUGAGCCCCGUCAUUCUGCCGCCAGAGCAGGGCCUGGCCCCCACCGUAUUCCUGAAGGCCCUGCCCAUCCCGCUGUACCACACGGUGCCUCCGGGGGGCCUCCAGCCACGUGCCCCCCUGGUGACUGGAAGCCUGGAUGGGGGCAGCGUGCCCUUCAUCCUCAGUCCCCUGCUGCAGCCUGAAGGGCCUGGCCCUGCCCAGAUGGGGAAGCCGGCGGCCCCAGUGCUGACCGUGAACAUCGUGGGUGCUCUACCUGUCCUGUCUCCGGGCCCGGGGCCCACACUGGGCAGCCCAGGCAAGGCGCGGAACGCUGGCAAGCACCUGUGCCCACAUUGCGGCCGGGACUGCCUGAAGCCCAGUGUUCUGGAGAAGCACAUCCGGUCCCACACGGGCGAAAGGCCCUUCCCGUGUGCUACCUGUGGCAUCGCCUUUAAGACCCAGAGCAACCUGUACAAACACAGGAGGACCCAGACGCACCUCAACAACUCCCGGCUGUCCUCGGAGUCCGAGGGGGCCGGGGGCAGCCUCUCGGAGGAGGGGGACAAGGCCGGAGAGACCUCCAGAGCAGAGGGCAGGGGGGAAAGCUGGAGCCAGAGGACGGGUGAAGGGGCCUCAGAGGGACCCCUUUCUUCAGGUGCCCAUCUCUCCCCAGUUGCCAAGAACCUAGAGACAAAGAUGGUCGCUGUCCCCUGUCCAGGGCCCACAUUUGCUGACAGAGGGGGCCCUUUAGACUCUACCCACAUGGCGUCCCCCGGGCUCCCUCUGGCCUGCACUCAGCCCCGGCGGAAGCUGCCUGGACAUAAGUCUCCGACCGUGGGCAGGCCGUGCUCCUUGCAGCGGCAGCAGGCCACGUCCUCAGAGAAGCCCUGGGACGCCAAGGCCCCCGAGGGGAGGCUGAGGAAGUGCGAGAGCACCGACUCGGGCUACCUGUCCCGCUCGGACAGCGCGGAGCAGCCGCAGGUGGCCUGCAGCCCGCGGCACAGCCUGUCGGAGCACAGCGCCGAGUCCGAGGGCGAGGGCGGCCCGGGCCCGGGGGGCGCCAGGCCCAGCCUGGAGCUGGAGAAGAAGCGGCUGGAAGAGCGCAUCGCCCGGCUCAUCUCGCACAACCAGGCGGUGGUGGACGACCCGCAGCUGGACAACGUGCGGCCCCGCAAGACCGUCUUGUCCAAGCAGGGCAGCAUCGACCUGCCCAUGCCCUACACCUACAAGGACUCCUUCCACUUCGACAUCCGCGCGCCCGGGCCCGGCCGCAGGAGGACCGCCCUGGGCCCCGCCAGCUCCACCUUCGCGCCCCUGGACAAGUCGCGGCCCCUCUUCUUCCACUCCGUUCCCACUCAGCUCUCCACCUCGGUGGAGUGCGUCCCCGUCACCAGGAGCAACUCGCUGCCCUUCGUCGAGGGCUCCAGGACGUGGCUGGAGCCCCUGGACCCCCAGGACGCCUGCCCCAGGACGCAGAAGCCUCUGAGCCCCAGGCCCACCCCAGCCCGUCCGGGCUGCCGCUGGGGGCUGACCUUGGCUGACGUCCCCAGCGGGCACCCCCGGGCCCUGGUCAGGCAGGCUGCCAUUGAGGACGUUCCAUGUACCCCCGCUGGAGACACCCCAGCCUUGGCAGAGGACCCAAGUAGAGAGAGAACCGCCACGGCAGAGGGGAUGGCCAAUAAGAAGUGCAGCCAGAGGAAGCUGAAGAUGUUCUCCCAGGAGAAGUGGCAGGUGUAUGGGAAGGAGACGUUCAAGAGAAUCUACCAGAAAAUGAAAACUGGCCCCCAUGGAGGCAAGAAAGCCAGGGGAGUGAGAUUGGGCAAUGGGGCAGAGCCGGACCCUCCUCCCCAGGAAGAGGCAGCUGGGAGCAAGGGCCCAACCCCAUCCCAAGACAGGAGGACCCCUGUCUGCGGGGACCCUUCUGUAGGGGCCAAGUUGGGGCCUCAGGGAAGUCCGCCAGUCCAGGAGGGCUCCUUGGUGACUGAGCCUCCUAAACAGAGGAAGACAGUGUCCAGUGCAGGAGGCAGUGACCAGCCCAGGGUAAGCAGGGCUGUGUCAUCCCCCACCCUUGGUGGCAGAGAUCUCCCCUGUUUGGGCAGCAAGAGCCCUCUGCUUCUCCCAAGUGGGAGGCUGGAACUGGGCUUGCAGCUGCCCCCAGCGCCCGGCCCUCUCAAAGGAGGUGACCUAGAGGCCCUCAGGCUAGUUUUGCCAGACCCCAAGCUGGAAAGAGUUGAGCAAAGCAGUGGGGACAUGAAGGAGACCUGUCCGUGGGCACAGACUGUCCCCAGACAGCCCAGCGGUGGUUCUGGUGAGCCCCGGCCCGUGGGGGACAAGCUGCCCUCGGAGAGGAAGAAGCUGAAAGUGGAGGAGCAGCUGGGCCAGGAGCAGCCAGAGUCUCUGGAAGCAGAGACCCCGGGAGCCCCCACACAGCCCACCUCCACGCCAUCCUGGAAGCAAGAGAGUGACCCCAAGGAGGUGCCACGGGGGCCGCACAGGAGUGCCGGGAGGGUGGGCGAGCCUCUGGGGUCCCCUGGCGCCUCCUCAGCUGCUUCCUCUGUUGACCUGAAGCAGGAGGGGCUGGGUGGUGAGGAGCCCCCCAUGCACCCUGCAGCCCUGGCCACUGGGCGUCACUCCGAGCUGGCCGCCCAGCCUCAGGCUCCUAGCAUUCUCGCUGCUCUGGCAGACUUUUCCCCCAAGUAUCUCCUCAGGUUACCUCAGGGAGAGACCCCCUUACCACUGCCUGUUCCCCGGGGGCCCGGGAAAGGCCAGGACUCUCUCUGCAGGAGUGGGGGGCCCAAGGAAUGGGCAUCUCUUGUUGGAUCAGUACUGGGGACCCCCCUGUCUCCUGGCCUAGCCUCCGGCUCAACCCCAGGGGAGGCAGACAGCAUCUCAGAGGACUCCGGCUGGUCCAGGCGGAAAGGGGUGCAGCUGGGAGAGGAUAAGGGAGACAGGAUGUACAGUAGCAUGUCAGCAGCCAGGGAGUCUCCUGGCUCAGCCACAGGGGCCCCCAAGGAGACAGGCUCCUUCCUGCCCACCCCCACAUGUGACACCCAAAUGGCCCAGGACACAGAGGCUGAGAUACAUGCUGUCUGCAUGGGCAGCAAUUCAGCCAAAGUCAUGCCCUCUUGGGGUGUUCCAAAUCCCUGGGCGUUGGGGGAAAUGUCUGAGAAUGCCCCAGAAGACCCUUCUUCAAACUCCCUGGCAAGGCUCAGUCCUGGCUGCCCCUUCCAGCCUGGCUCCUUCAUCACAGUGCUCACUCAGCCCCAGGGCAUGCCCCGUGGCCGGCCCGAGCUGACCUCAUCUCCCCACUCAGGGACCCACAGGAGCUGCGGGGCCCAGAGCCCCUUCCCCUCACUAAGGGCCGAGCCCCGGCUCACGUGGUGUUGCUUGAGCCGCAGCCUCCCUCUGCCCGUGGAGCAGAAAGAGAAGGCCGCUUCUGUGUACUCGGCUCUGCACUUCCCUGGUGGCAGCCUCCGGGAUGACAGUCCGCAACCCCUGCCCUUGAGCACUGGAGGAUGGACCAGGAUGAGCCUGAGAGAAGGGCUGGCGCAGAUAUCCAAGCUUUCCUACCCAACAGUCCCAGGGGCGAUGUCCCAGGACCUGCUGUCUGAGCCAGAACAGAAGAAAGGACUGCCUCAUAGGAGAGCGAAGACAUCUCGUGGGAAGAGCAAGCAGAAGAAACCAAGGAUCAACCCUAAAAGGUACAAAGGGAACUUCUUGCAGAGAUGCGUUCAGCUGAAGGCCAGUAGACGGCGCAGGCCACCCCGGCUGCCGAGAAGCUGCCGCCCGCCCCCAUCUGAGGGGCUGGAUCCAUGUAGGACCCUUGGGAAGUCUUCUUCAGAAGUGGCAGGUCUAAAUCUGCAAGAAGAGCUGCCCUGUGCCACCUCAGAGUCGUCUCUUGGUUGUGGGAAUGAAGAGGAGGAUGAGGAUGAAUGCAGACAAACUUCAAGAACCUUCUCUCCUAGCACAAGUUCAAAGACUGUCAGGGAAAAUGAUAAAUUAACUGUGAAGGAUAUUUCUCCAUCUGCCAGUGAGCAUGGUGACUGUUCUCACAACACUGCUGCUGGGUCCGGAUUACCUCUACAAUCUGACACCUGCUUGGCAGUGGCUAAUGACCACCUUCUGCCCCAUGGCAAAGAUCUUGACAUUGGAUUGCUGGAGACUCAGCUGCUACCCUCACAGGAUCAAGUCUCAACAGAUCCCAAACCAUGCAUUUUCUCAGAUGCUCAAGAGCCUUCUUCCUUUGGAUCGAAAGGAACAUUUCCCUGCCAUGAUGUUGCUACCUCUGCGGCUGCCAUUUGUAUUUCUGUGGGAGUUCACAGUGCAGAGCCACAAGACCACAGCUGGGCUGCAGGGGAGACUCUCGACGCAGACUCCCCAGACAGAAAAGCUAUAGCAGAGGGAGUAUCACAGAUGCUCUUGCCAGAGAAACCUUCCUCUGAAAGAAUUUCAGGUUCAGCUCUGUCAGACUCAAUUGGAAAAACUCAUCUGGAGAUACCUGCUUCAGGACCAAGUUCACCUAGUUCACAGCAAGAGGAAGGGAGACAAAAGACAUUUUUUCCUCCCAGGGGCCAAUAUGGGUGUGGAGAAAUAGCUGUCCCCACUUCAGGAAGUGACAGUGGGAAAUGUCAGGUACCUGGGUUAAUCACCCUGAAAGGUUGUGUGGUUUCCUCUAACCCAGAGAAGCCCACAGAAAUCCCCGAAGCCCCUUCUAAAUCCAUUAAGAAGAAGGGUUUGGAAGGAAUAAGAAAGCAAACUCAAGUGGAGUUCAGUGACACCAGCAGUGACGACGAAGACCGGUUGGUUAUAGAAAUAUGA